AGGCGCGGUCGCGCGGCCAUGACGAGACGAAGCUCCCGGGGCAAAGGGAGGGGUUUGCUGCCGGCGGCGGGGUCUGGUCUCGGCCGGGCCCGCCCCUCCCCGGCGCAGGGCCGUCAUUCCGGGCAACGGCUGCGGCUCCUCUUCCAUGACCUGGCGCCGCUUUCUCUGCAGGGCGUUAUCAGCAAUGGUGGGACCAAGGCCGGUCGUCCUGAGCGGACCUUCAGGCGCGGGGAAGAGUACGUUGCUGAAAAAGCUGUUGAAGGACUACGAGAACGUCUUUGGCUUCAGCGUGUCCCAUACCACAAGGAAACCGAGACCUGGUGAGGUGAAUGGGAAAGAUUACCAUUUUGUGACCAGAGAAAAGAUGCAGGAGGAAAUUGAUGCCGGAGGAUUUGUUGAACAUGCAGAGUUUUCCGGGAACAUGUAUGGAACAAGCAAAGCCGCUGUCCAGGCCGUCCAGGCCCAGAACCAGAUCUGCAUCUUGGACAUCGACAUGCAGGGCGUGAAGAGCAUGAAGAAGACGGACCUCAACCCCAUCUACGUUUCCAUCCAGCCGCCGUCCAUCGAAACCUUGGAAAAAAGGCUACGAGACAGGCAGACAGAAACGGAGGAGAGCCUUCUGAAGCGGCUAGAUGCAGCUCGUGUAGACCUGGAACUUAGUAAAGAGCCUGGCCUUUUCGAUUUGAUCAUCGUUAACGACGAUUUAGACAUGGCGUAUUGCGAACUGAGGGAGAUUCUCGCUGAGGAAAUCCAGAAGGCGCAAGGAUCCACGAAGUCCUGAGCGGCCACGGCGUAGAUGCUUGAACCUUGUAGACCAUUCCUGACGUCUUUUGCUGCUUGUUAAUCCGCGCAUGAGAGAAACGGACCCACAUUCCUUUUUAACCUCAUUUCCCCUCUGCCCGCACGUGGGGCACUUUCUAUUAAAGAAGAAAAUACCUAACCUA
Messenger RNA from Heteronotia binoei (common prickly gecko), 944 nucleotides. RefSeq names its product guanylate kinase 1 (gene GUK1). The transcript is spliced from 8 exons. Gene Ontology annotation, biological process: purine nucleotide metabolic process. NCBI's taxonomy places the organism in Eukaryota, Metazoa, Chordata, Lepidosauria, Squamata, Gekkonidae. Gene Ontology annotation, molecular function: GMP kinase activity. The coding region runs from base 146 to 781 and encodes 211 amino acids. Gene Ontology annotation, cellular component: cytosol. The record is from RefSeq and is a predicted model, not a curated record.